Nematocida parisii ERTm1 is the source of this 1639-nucleotide messenger RNA. RefSeq lists its product as uncharacterized. Gene Ontology annotation, cellular component: nuclear proteasome complex; proteasome regulatory particle, lid subcomplex; cytoplasm. The transcript has a single exon. Bases 1 to 1623 code for a protein of 540 amino acids. NCBI's taxonomy places the organism in Eukaryota, Fungi, Microsporidia. The record is from RefSeq and is a predicted model, not a curated record.
AUGGACUUAUACGCUGAGGAGAAGAGGGCCAGGCUGAAUUCGGACAAGGAAGGGAGUAAAUCUGUCCUGAUUAAACUAGCAGACACUGCAAGUACGCCCGAGGAAGCAUAUAAAAUCAUACGGGAAAUGAGCAAGAAAAAAGGGCAAAUUAAAGCAUCCUUACAGGAGAUGAUACUCCAUGCGUACAGGAAGUACGAGAAGGCGUAUAACAUAAGCGUACAGGACAAUUCGUACAGGACUCCACAGGAUAUAGAUAUAAAUACUAUCACACCGGAUAUACUCCAAGAAGAGACCACCCCACCCACGGAUAACCCGAAUAUAACCCGAAGUACACGUACGGGCAGUACAGUAAAUAAGCCUACUAGUACAAGUAUAAGCAAGACCACCCAUAAACAUACAGAAAGUGACCGUGUACACCCUAAGGACACGCCAGGAUCCGAUCGUGAGAAUCCUUCAGUAAGUAACCGAGUGUCUAAGAGUGCCACAGGAUCGGCAGUGAAUGAGAGUGGGCCAGUGAGUACGGAUACGGUCAAGCUAAGCAGUGAUGGUGAUUCGGUAUUUCUAAGGUUUAUACUGUCGGUGCUUGAAGUGGUUGAAGGAUCGAUCGAGAUGGAAGAUUUACGCCUGUUCCUGACGGACUCUGUUAAGCAGAUGUACGUAAGUGCAGGGUACGUCCAUGAAGCAUUUAUACUUAUAUACAACGUAAAUGCCGAGACGUUCUCGUCCCUUCCCCAGGAGCACGUCCUUGCGUACCAAUUAGAGCAGAUGCGACUGGCACUGUUAGCCAGGGACUAUCACCGGGCCCGGCUGGUUGCACUAAAGAUCAGCCGGAAGCAGUUGAUUGCCUGUGGGUAUACGGUUCCCUUUUGGCGCCGGAUGCUUUUCUUGCAUGUCCAGUCUGGGGACACUUCAUCUGCUGCUGCUGUGUGCAAUGCUUUACGUGUGGUUGAUGAGGGUGCUCGUGUAUCUUCUGUGUAUCCUGUUUUGACGGUUAUUUUUUCAAUUUUGAGCAUUCAGGAAAAUUUUGAAAAAAGUCGUUAUUUAAUCCGAUUAUCCGUUAAUUCCAAGAUGGCUCAGGAGGAAGAUGUCCUUUUUGGGAAGUAUUUCCUUGAGAAUAUUCAGGUUAACCCAGAAUUAUUACAGAAAUUACUGUAUCAAGUGGGUGAGAAGUACAAUUUACAAUUUUUACAUGCAUUUCAGUUAGAUUUUGAAAAAAUUUGCGUAAUUUACAAUAUUUUUGUUUUUUCAAAAUAUUUUUCAAAAAUUUCAUUAGGAUCACUACUUUCCACGCUUAGUGCAAGAAGUUCUACAUUAGAUGAGUCAGCGGCUCUUUCAAUUUUAGAGGACAUGAUCCGUAAGGGGAGUGUGCACAGCAGGAUAAUUGAGAAUGCCGGGAUUGUAGAGUUCAGCAAGAACCAGCCGGAGAGGUUCCUAUCAGAAAAAGAAAAAAAGAGAAUUUCAUCAGGAAUGGAACUUAUGGAGAUAUCAGUAGAUGAAGAUUCUUCUUCAGCUGUACCAAGAGUCUGUUCUGGUAAAUCAGAAAGUGUAGAGGACUGGAGUAAAAAGAUAAAUUCCUGUUUAGAUGGAAUUAUUCGAAUCACGCACAGCAUGAACAAUGUAUGAAAUAAAACAACCCGAA